Messenger RNA from Penicillium samsonianum, 836 nucleotides. RefSeq lists its product as uncharacterized. The record is from RefSeq and is a predicted model, not a curated record. The transcript has 2 exons. NCBI's taxonomy places the organism in Eukaryota, Fungi, Ascomycota, Eurotiomycetes, Eurotiales, Aspergillaceae. The coding region runs from base 82 to 717 and encodes 211 amino acids.
GGAAGAUCAGAUUGGAGAAUGUCCUAGAACAUGUGGCUUGGAUAACAUGGCUUCUGUAUAUAAGGAAAGUUUCUUCCUUCCAUGACUCUCAUUCUUCACUACUUCAUCAACCAAUUCAUUCUUCAACCGUCUCUCAUCUCUUCACUACAUACUACUACCAUCUACUAUUCAAUCAUCAUGUCUGACAAUACCGGCAACGCCUCGACUGGUCAGUCGUACAUCGACCAAGCCACUGGUCUUGCUCAGCGUGCCAUGGGCACUGUGACUGGCGAUUCUUCCACUCAGGCCAAGGGCGAACUCAAGCACGAGGAAGGCGAAGCCAAAAAGGAAGCCUCCCACACAACCGCCAAGUUGGGCCCCUUCACCGCCGACCCGAACACUGGAGCCGUUGCCAAAGACGACCCCAAGCGUGACACGGGAUCCUGGGACCAGACCGUUGGCUCUGCCAAGGAGUCGGUUGGCAACAUUAUCGGAAACGAGAACCUGCGACGCACCGGAGCCGAGCAGAACGCCGCUGGCAAGGAACAAGAGGCCAAGGGCCAGCUGAAGGACUGGGGUGAGGGCAUUCAAAACCGCGCUCAGGGUACUCUUGGAUCCAUUGGUGCCGCCGUCACUGGUAACCGCUCCGAGGAGGAGAAGUACCGUGAUAUCCAUGAUGAGGGCAAGGUCCGCCAGCGCGGUGCUGAGGUCGAUAUGGCUAAGAAGGGUGGGGCUUAAGCUUGACUUGGAGAUGACCUCAUGAGUCUGGUUUUCUUUCUUAGUCACACUUGUUUUACUAUCACGAUUUUUACGAUGGCCCUGCUAUGAUAUCCAAAUUGAUGCCACGUUUUAUUUUA